AUGGGAGAACCUCAAGUGCAGCUCCCCAUAAUAGAGUCAGAUGGAGCCAAAGAAUUGACGGAAUCUAACGCGGGCAGGGAAGAAAAUCCCAACGGAGAUGCUAAUGAUGUCCCUAAUCAACCAGAGACUGAAGUCAAAAACCAAAGGAGACAUCAACGUUGGUUAAGAAUAGCCUUGUACGCUGUUCUUGUGUUGGUGGGCCAAUCAGCUUCAACCCUAUUGGGAAGGCAGUACUACCAACAAGGUGGAAAGAGCAGAUGGAUAGGAACACUCGUCCAGCUUGUGGGUUUCCCUAUUCUGCUCCCAUUUUAUUGUAUUCCUGCUUCCAAACACUCCAUUACUGCGACAAACAACAUUAAUCACAAUCAGAAGCAACCUUCUGUGUCAAUGUUGGCAUUUGUGUAUGCCUCCCUUGGUUUACUUGCUGCAUUAAACUGUUACUUAUACUCUAUAGGUCUCUCUUACCUUCCUGUCUCUACAUAUUCCAUCAUUUGCUCAUUAGACUUAGCCUUCAACUCAUUCUUCUCCUUCUUCCUUAACUCACAGAAAUUCACACCUUACAUCAUAAACUCUCUGGUCCUUCUAACAAUCUCCUCCAUCCUACUUGUGUUUGAAACCGAUGAUUCUUCUUCUUCUUCUUCUUCUUCAGAAUCAUCCUCACAAAUUUCAAAGAAGAAGUAUGUAAUAGGGUUCAUAAGCACAGUUGGUGCUUCAGCUGGGUAUGGACUGGAGUUUUCUCUGACACAAUAUGCAUUCAGGAAAGUUCUGAGAAAUGAAAACUUCAGGGUGGUGUUGGACAUGUUAGUGUAUCACUCACUGGUUGCAACUUUGGCAACAAUGGUGGGAAUGUUUGGUAGUGGGGAUUUCAAAGGAUUGAAGGCAGAAAUGGAGGAGUACAAGAUGGGGAAGGCAAGUUAUGUGAUAAUUUUGAGCUUCAGUGCUAUAACAUGGCAGCUUUAUACAGUGGGGUAUCUGGGUUUGAUUCUAGAGGUGUCUUCUUUGUUCUCUAAUGCCAUUAGUGUUGUGGGUUUUCCAAUUGUGCCUAUUCUGGCUGUGGUGAUAUUUCAUGAAGCAAUGCAAGGCUUGAAGGCCAUACCAUUGGUGCUUGCUCUCUGGGGCUUUUGCUCAUAUAUCUAUCAGCAAUAUCUGGAUGAAAUCCAACCCAAUACUAAAGUCAGAAAAAGUGGAGAUUCUCUUAGAGGUUCACCAUCUCAAGAUUUGAAUGAAUGA
This is a messenger RNA of Neltuma alba, 1230 nucleotides long. RefSeq names its product probable purine permease 10. The coding region runs from base 1 to 1230 and encodes 409 amino acids. The record is from RefSeq and is a predicted model, not a curated record. NCBI's taxonomy places the organism in Eukaryota, Viridiplantae, Streptophyta, Magnoliopsida, Fabales, Fabaceae. Gene Ontology annotation, cellular component: membrane. Gene Ontology annotation, molecular function: purine nucleoside transmembrane transporter activity. The transcript is spliced from 2 exons.